AUGCGGGGGGCCCGGGAUGGGGGGCCGGCGCCGUGGCGGGCGCUGUGCCAGGACAGCCGGGACCCCGAGCGCCAGAAGCACUGGGCCGAGCUCUUCGACCAGCUGGACACCAACAAGGACGGGCGGGUGGACAUCAACGAGCUGCGGGAGGGCCUGGCGCGGAUGGGCAUGAAUGCCAGCUCCCAAGCUGAACAGGAGAUCCUGCGCGAGGGCGACACGGACCGGGAUGGCGAGCUGGACUUCGAGGAGUUCGUGUCUUACCUGCAGGAGCGAGAGCGCAAACUGCGACUCAUGUUCCACAGCCUGGAUCGCAACAACGAUGGCCAGAUCGACGUGUCUGAGAUCCAGCAGACAUUCCACGGCCUCGGAGUCUACAUCUCUCUGCAGCAGGCAGAGAAAAUCCUCCAAAGCAUGGACAAGGACGGCACCAUGACCAUCGACUGGCACGAGUGGAGAGACCACUUCAUCCUCAACCCGCUGGAGAACAUGGAGGAGGUCGUCCACUAUUGGAAGCACUCCACGGUCCUGGACAUCGGCGAGUGCCUUACGGUCCCUGACGAAUUCUCCGAGAAGGAGAAGAGGACGGGGAUGUGGUGGAAGCAGCUGCUCGCGGGCGCCAUGGCUGGGGCCGUCUCCAGAACGGGAACCGCCCCGCUGGACCGGCUUAAAGUUUUCAUGCAGGUUCACGCCUCCAAGACCAACAACAUGAACGUGUUUGGGGGGCUGAAGGGCAUGAUCCAGGAGGGGGGCGUCCGCUCACUCUGGCGCGGCAACGGGAUCAAUGUGCUGAAGAUCGCGCCUGAGUCUGCCAUCAAGUUCAUGGCCUAUGAGCAGAUCAAGCGGGUGAUUCGUGGGCAGCAGGAGACGCUGCGGGUGCAAGAAAGAUUUGUGGCCGGCUCACUGGCCGGUGCCACUGCUCAGACAAUCAUCUACCCCAUGGAGGUGCUGAAGACCCGGCUGACCCUGCGGAAGACGGGUCAGUACUCGGGGGUGGCCGACUGCGCUAAGAAGAUCCUGCAGAAGGAGGGAAUCCGGGCCUUUUACAAGGGCUACCUGCCCAACGUGCUGGGCAUCAUCCCCUACGCCGGCAUCGACCUGGCUAUCUACGAGACGCUGAAGAACAUGUGGCUUCAGAAAUACAGCAGGAACACAGCGGACCCCGGCAUCCUGGUGCUCCUGGCCUGCGGGACGAUGUCCAGCACCUGCGGGCAGAUCGCCAGCUACCCCCUGGCCUUGGUGAGAACCCGGAUGCAAGCCCAAGCCUCCAUCGAGGGCGCCCCGCAGCCCACCAUGCUGGGCCUCUUCAAGCACAUCCUGUCGCGGGAGGGGGUGCUGGGCCUGUACCGGGGCAUCGCCCCCAACUUCAUGAAAGUGAUCCCGGCCGUCAGCAUCAGCUACGUAGUCUACGAGAACAUGAAGCAGGUGCUGGGCGUGACGUCCAGAUGA
Emys orbicularis (European pond turtle) is the source of this 1446-nucleotide messenger RNA. RefSeq names its product solute carrier family 25 member 23 (gene SLC25A23). Bases 1 to 1446 code for a protein of 481 amino acids. Gene Ontology annotation, biological process: ATP transport; transmembrane transport; ADP transport. Lineage: Eukaryota; Metazoa; Chordata; Testudines; Emydidae. The transcript has 10 exons. Gene Ontology annotation, cellular component: mitochondrial inner membrane. Gene Ontology annotation, molecular function: calcium ion binding; ATP transmembrane transporter activity. The record is from RefSeq and is a predicted model, not a curated record.